Messenger RNA from Bactrocera tryoni, 2049 nucleotides. RefSeq names its product long-chain-fatty-acid--CoA ligase heimdall-like. The transcript has 5 exons. The record is from RefSeq and is a predicted model, not a curated record. Gene Ontology annotation, molecular function: long-chain fatty acid-CoA ligase activity. Lineage: Eukaryota; Metazoa; Arthropoda; Insecta; Diptera; Tephritidae. Gene Ontology annotation, cellular component: endoplasmic reticulum; membrane. Bases 1 to 2049 code for a protein of 682 amino acids.
AUGAUGAACGAGAGCACAGACGUCUCAACUUCGGUGAGUGCCGUAAAACCAGCCAGCAGCUAUAUCUCUACCUCGCUCACCGAGCCGAUAAAAUUGCGCAUCGGCACAGAGGGUAUUUCCGCCAAAGAGCCACAGACCAUACCGCAAUUCUUUCACAAAACCUGUACGCGUUUUCCCGAACAGCCGGCACUCGUCUAUGCCAAUGAGCCGAAAGAUCCAAACACCGUCUGGACAACUGUCACCUACAAGCAAUUCGAGCUUCAUGUGGAACAGGCAGCACUUAUGCUCUUGCAUGUUGGCCUGCAACCGCGUACCUCUAUAGGCGUAUUAGCUUUCAAUUGCCCCGAAUGGUUUUAUGCCGAAUUGGGUGCCUUGUGCGCUAACGGCGUUGUGUCGGGCAUAUAUCCGAGCAGCUCAGCGGAGGCCGUGCGGCAUGUGCUUGCCACGUCACAGGCCACCGUCUGCGUUGUGGAUGAUGCAACGCAAAUGGCCAAGGUGCGUGAAGUCAAGGAUCAGCUGCCGCUUUUGAGUGCGGUUAUCCAAUUGCAUGGACCAUUCGAGGAUUUUGUCGGCAGCGAGGAGGGUUACUAUCGUUGGGCGGAUUUGUUUGCUUUGGAGUUCGGCAAUGAAGAGCGCGAGGAAUUGGCGCGACGUGAACGUGCUGUCGCCGCUAAUGAAUGUGCAAUGCUAAUUUUCACGUCUGGCACAACGGGUCUACCCAAAGCUGCAAUGCUCUCUCACGACUCCGUCGUCAUGAAUGCCACAUGUAUCAACGCAGCAUUGUGUAAAUAUGGGAAACCCGCUGAAAGAAUAGUUUCUUACUUGCCUUUGAAUCAUAUUGCUGCUCAGAUCUUUGACGUAUAUUUGAAUUUGGAUAAAGGCAGCUGUGUAUAUUUCGCCGAUCGCGAUGCGCUCAAAGGCACACUCACGAAGACGUUUGCUAAGGCCCGUCCCACUUGCAUAUUCGGUGUGCCACGUGUGUACGAAAAGAUACAGGAGCAGCUGAAAAAAGUCUUCUCGAAAUCGUCGAGUCUCUCACGCUACACGUUGGAUUGGGCAAGGCGUGUGACCUUGGAACACUAUAUGAACAAAAAUGGAGCAACAAGCUAUUCGCUGAAAUUGUGGUUGGCAUCCAAGAUCACGCAUCAAGUUAAAGUCGCUUUGGGUCUGGAGUGCUGUAGCUGGAGAAUUAUUGGCGGUGCGCCCGUUACAACUGAACUGAAGGAAUUCUUCACAAGCCUGGACAUGCCGCUCUUCGAGGCUUACGGAUUGUCCGAAACCGGUGGUGCUGCGUCGGUAAAUCAAAUUUACAACAAUUUCACAAGUUGUGGAAAAGUCAUAGAUGGCGUUGAAGUGAAAGUUAAUGACCCAAAUAAAGAGGGACAUGGUGAGAUCUGCCUGCGCAGCCGCUCUACUAUGAUGGGUUACAUCAAUGAGCUGGAGAAAACACAGGAAGUGCUGAAUGACGAUGGUUGGUUCCUAACAGGCGACUUGGGUUAUCUGGAAGCUGAUGGAAGUAUCGUAAUCACUGGCCGUAUCAAGGAGUUGGUCAUUACAGCCGGCGGUGAAAAUAUACCGCCAGUGUAUGUUGAAAGUCUUGUGAAGGCGGAAUUGCCCUGUGUUAGCAACGCGCUGCUCGUAGGCGACCAUCGCAAAUAUCUCAGCAUACUGCUAACACUAAAGACUGACAUUGAUCCACACACUGGCAUGCCGUUGGACACGCUUCAUUCUGAUGUAAUUGAGUGGCUGCAAAAUUUAGGUUUCAACUAUACACGCUUAUCAGAGGUUUUAAACAUACCCACGGAGAUAAACGAGUCACAGGUUGCCAAUGUUUUAGGAAAACCUGACGCAAAAAUAGUGCAAAGCAUAGAGGCAGCCAUAAAGCGCGCCAACACUCGCGCUCUAUCGAACGCACAGAAGGUACAAAAGUUUAUAAUCCUACCGCAUGAUUUCUCAAUACCUACAGGAGAGUUGGGGCCAACACUGAAAUCGCGUCGGAAGAUCAUACUACAGAAAUAUGCUGCAGUUAUCGAUCGUAUUUACGAAUAG